AGGAGCUCCCGUCACUUUCCCCCUCUGGUCGAGGGUUUCCUCUGCCCUGUUACGUUCCCCACUCCAAUCCAAUGGCGACGACCAGCAACAAGAAAAUGGCGUCGCCGUCGCCUAUGACGGACAUGCCCGACCAGCUCCUCGCCGAGAUCUUCCUCCGGCUGCCCACCCCACAAGACCUCGCCCGCGCCUCCGCCGUUUGCCUCACCUUCCGCCGAAUCUCCACCGACAGGUCCUUCCUCCGCUGCUUCCGCUGCCUCCACGCACCACCACUUCUCGGAUUCCUCGACCGCGACGGCUUCCACCCAGCCCUAACCUCCACCCCCGCCGUUCGCGCGGCCGCCGUCGCCGCCGAUUUCACCUUAUCCUUCCUCCCCUACCACCGCCGCUGGACCGUGCAGGACGUCCGCGACGGCCGCGUCCUCCUCUGCCGCAGCAUCGGAAAACAUGGGCAGCCCCCGGUCUUCAGAGAUCUCGCGGUGUGCGACCCCUUGCACCGGCGCUACGUCCUGCUCCCCCCGCUACCUCACGACCUGGCUGCUUUGCUUGGGCACCCUUUCCCCCCGGUAACCGAGGCCUGCUGCAAGCGCUUCCUCGUUCCCCUCGGUGAGGAGGAGGCAGCGGCUGGAGACACAACAUUCAUAGUCAUCUUGAUGGCAUAUUGCAAAACCAGUCUGGCUGCCUUUGUCUUCUCUUCCAGCAACGAUCAAUGGCAAGCUACUGCAUCCAAGGAUUUGAGUGAUUUGGCCCUUGACGAGGGCGACAUGGAGGAGAUGUCAAGGGUCCAGCCUUUUAUUCCCAUGCGCCAUUAUGCUUAUGGCUGUUUCUACUGGGACUGGGUGCAAUUCGGGAUGAAGAAGUUGCUCUUGCUUGACACCACGAACAUGGAGUUCUCCACUGCUGACCUCCCACCAGGAGAAUGGAGCAAGGAAGGUAUAGCCAUUGUGGAGGCAGGGGAAGGCAGGCUCGGGAUCUUUGGUUUCCAUGGUGGACUUGCAUCCAAUCUCAGCUAUACAGCUGCACGGACCAAAGGCGAGAGUCCCAGCCAGUGGCAGAUGGAGAAGACAAUCUCACUAGAUUCUGGCUACAAAUAUUGUAUCAGAGACGCAACACAGAGGUACUUGCUCUUGACAAGGAUAGAAGCAUCAUCUCCAAAUAAUCACCUUGUUGGAUAUUUCUCAAUGGAUAUCAAGACGUUGCAGCUUCAGAGGGUUUAUGAGAAACAGCACUAUAAGUAUCCGACAUACGCAUAUAUCAACUUCCCACCAUCAUUGUUGUCUUCAAGGAGAAUAUGAAGUGGUUUGACAGAGCCAUACCCAUACGUAAUCAUAUCAGCAUUCUUAAUUCAAAGCGACCAUGGUUUCAACAGCUUGGAGUUCUCACAUACGUGAUCACGUUGCCUACAAAACAACAAGAUCUACAUUGCCUUGCUUGGUGGUGGCCAUGUCAAUGUUUUGGUUAUUAGGUCUAACAUCAAUGUGGAAUUUCCCUGCCUAAGAAUGUGACUUUGAUAUUAGGAGUUCAAGUCAAUUUUUCUUCUUCAUUAUUUGUUAGAGUUGCUAAAACAGGUACAAUCUGACUAGUGGCAGAACGAUCACAACGGAACUGAUAACCAACAUAAGGACAAUAUAAGCAGCACCAGCAUGCAGUUGGAGGGACUCGGUUCUUUGUUGCUGCUGCUGCUGUACGGUGAAGGGUAGGCAGCAAAAUAGGUUUGUAGAGCUGUAGAAAGAGGUGAGUGGAAGUCCUAAAUGGUGCUCAUGUUUGGAUCGCCGAAGUACCGAUAAUUUGUGGAAUCUUGAAUAUGCUGUAUGAUCUUGAAUACUGAGUGGACAAUUUUCUCUGCUGUAUGAUCUUUUGUCCCUUUUUCUUCA
Messenger RNA from Triticum aestivum (bread wheat), 1871 nucleotides. RefSeq lists its product as uncharacterized. The transcript has 2 exons. NCBI's taxonomy places the organism in Eukaryota, Viridiplantae, Streptophyta, Magnoliopsida, Poales, Poaceae. The coding region runs from base 72 to 1292 and encodes 406 amino acids. The record is from RefSeq and is a predicted model, not a curated record. Gene Ontology annotation, molecular function: protein binding.